Molecule: messenger RNA, 1197 nt
Organism: Dunckerocampus dactyliophorus (ringed pipefish)
Lineage: Eukaryota; Metazoa; Chordata; Actinopteri; Syngnathiformes; Syngnathidae
Gene: pnp4a
Product: purine nucleoside phosphorylase 4a
Exons: 7
Coding region: 40-924 (294 amino acids)
Biological process (GO): nucleoside metabolic process
Cellular component (GO): cytoplasm
Molecular function (GO): purine-nucleoside phosphorylase activity
Source: RefSeq, a predicted model, not a curated record
AUUCUCUCACAUAUACACAUACACUGACAACCAUCCAUCAUGCACAGCAAAGAACAGAUCAGUCACGAUGAAUACCAGAAGUCGGCUGAUUGGCUGAUGUCUAAGACCAAGCACCGCCCCCAGGUGGCCAUCAUCUGCGGCUCCGGCCUGGGCAUGCUCGCUGACGCCCUGAAGUGUCAGGACUCCUUCGCCUAUGCCAAUAUCCCCGGCUUCCCGCAGAGCACAGUUCAAGGUCACGCGGGUCGGCUGGUGUUCGGGGAGCUGAAGGGGAAGACAUGUGUGUGCAUGCAGGGUCGCUUCCAUAUGUACGAAGGACAUUCCCUAUGCAAGACAACCUUUCCAGUGCGAGUCUUCAAGCUGCUGGGCGUGGAGACUUUGAUCGUAACAAACGCUGCGGGCUCAUUGGCUGACGGCUUGCGGCCCGGAGACAUCAUGGUCAUCAAGGACCACGUCAACUUCCCUGGACUGGUGGGCCUGAACCCGCUUUGCGGACCCAAUGAUGACAAAUUCGGGCCGCGCUUCCCGGCCAUGUCGGGCUGCUACGACAAAGGCCUGCGUUGCCUGGCGAGAGAGAUUGCAAAGGAGAUGGGGGUGGCCGGCCUCAUGCAGGAAGGCGUGUACGCUAUGGUGGGCGGACCCAAUUUUGAAUCCAUUGCAGAGGCCAGACUAUUGCAUCGGCUGGGCGUGGAUGCUGUAGGCAUGAGUACAGCUCCUGAGGUUGUCAUAGCCACUCACUGCGGGCUGAGAGUCUUUGGCCUCUCCCUUAUCACCAACAAGGUGGUGAAGAGCUACGAGGACACGGACAGCGUGGACCACCAGGGAGUCCUGGAGGUGGGUCGGCAGCGCUCGCACACUUUGCAACAAUUUGUGACUGAGCUCAUCUCCAGGAUGGACAUCAACAACAACAGCAGGAAUGCUCUCUGAGAAGAGUUUUCUUUUUUGUACAGAUGCAGUAUUUUAAAGCUAACUGUUUUUUAGGACAACCUUUAUGUAAUUUAAUAUUUAAUUUGCUGAUCUGGAAAAAUAUUUAUAUAAUAUCAUGACGGAGAUGCUGAAUAAGAGUGUAAGAAUUAAUCCAUGGUAUAUUGUUAUUGUAAACAUAAAUAUCUAUUUGAUUGUACGAUUUGUGAUUUGAUACAAAAUGUUGAAGUUGUAUGAUUAUAUUGUGUACAUAUUCCUGAUCUGCUUUCAUCUAAC